Messenger RNA from Thermothielavioides terrestris NRRL 8126, 2983 nucleotides. RefSeq lists its product as uncharacterized. Gene Ontology annotation, cellular component: nucleus; Cul8-RING ubiquitin ligase complex. The record is from RefSeq and is a predicted model, not a curated record. The transcript has 4 exons. Gene Ontology annotation, biological process: DNA double-strand break attachment to nuclear envelope; double-strand break repair. NCBI's taxonomy places the organism in Eukaryota, Fungi, Ascomycota, Sordariomycetes, Sordariales, Chaetomiaceae. The coding region runs from base 257 to 2824 and encodes 855 amino acids.
GCACGUCGCGUCUCCCGCAGGGGCCACAACACGCAGUCCUGCCGUGAGCACUGAGCAGCGAGCAGCCCACUGCAGCCUGCAGACACAAUCCCUGUUCCUCUCUGAGAAGCUGCCAGCUUCUUUGCAUCCCAUUCCUUUUUUUUUAUAAUAAUUGCUGGCAGGCGCCCUCUUCGAUGCGCAUUUGUCCGCCAACAACCGCCUUUGUUAAUGUAGACGCGCUUGGUGCUAGCGCGUCGUCGUGCUCUGCGUGCUCAAAAUGGCGGACCAACGGGACAAGCCAGGCCUCUUCGACUCGUGCCUGAUCGCGUUCGUCCAGAGCAAGUCGUUGUCGAGCUCGGUCAUCGCACAGCUCUCCCAGAUUGUCCGGGACCAUGGCGCCGAGGUCCUCGAGCCGGAUCGCAAAGGCAGGAUCCGCAUUCCGCAAGCCACCCACAUUGUGUCCAACACGAUCGAUUUCGACCAGUAUGCCGAGUCGCAGGCCAUGAUGAUUCCGGUCGUAAGAUCUGAGUGGAUCAAGGCGUCCAUCGCCCGCAACAAGGUGGCUCAGGUCCGCCCGUUCUCGCCGGAUCCGAGGAUGAUCUUCUCCAACGUCAUCCUCACCUGUGCCGACAUCCCAGAUGUCGACAAGGAAGCCAUUACCGGCGCGAUCAUGGCUCUCGGUGGGAUGGAGUCCAAGGAUCUGUCGCGGCAGACCACACAUAUCUGCGCCUUGUCGCUGGAUCACCCCAAGUGCAUCGAAGCCCAGAGGAAGAACCUGAAAUGCAAAAUCGUCCUUCCCCACUGGUUCGACGAUUGCUUCCGGUUGGGCAAGAGGAUUGAUGAGGGCCCUUACCUGCUGCCAGAUCCCGAGAUCCUCCGCAAGGCGCCAGAAGAGAUCGUCAAAGUUCCUUCGAGCCAGCAACUGGAGGGCGCCACAUCGACAGUCCCGAGCGGACCGUAUGAGACCCAAGGCAGCGAGAAACUGGUCGUCUUUGCCCAGAAAAAAGUCAUGCUCUCCUGGGACCUUCCCAUCAGUGCUAUGCUACGCAAGACUCUCGCGGACAAAAUCACGAAGGGCGAUGGAGAGGUUGUGGACGAGGUCGAAGCGUGUGAUAUGUUCAUUUGCCAGUACCGCGACGGUGAGCAGUACGUCCGCGCUGCCCAGCAGGGGAAGGAUGUGGGCACUUUGGCCUGGCUGUACCACUUGAUGGUGUACAACGAGUGGACAUCUCCCUUCCGCCGCCUCCUUCAUUACCCGCAACCGCGGCAUGGCAUUCCUGGUUUCAAGGAUAUGCGGAUCACGAUUUCCAAUUACGGAGGCGAAGCGAGGAUAUACCUCGAGAAUCUCAUCAAGGCGGCGGGUGCCACCUUCACCAAGACCAUGAAGGCCGAGAACACGCAUCUGAUCACAGCGCGCAUGCACAGCGAGAAGUGCGAGGCGGCCAAGGACUGGAAGAUCGAGAUCGUCAACCACCUCUGGAUCGAGGAGAGUUACGCUGCCUGUCAAGCCCUGCCUCUCAACAACCCCAAGUAUCGGCAUUUCCCGCCCCGGACGAAUUUAGGUGAGGUUAUUGGCCAGACAUUCCUGGACGAGCCCACGCUCCGAGAGAUGUACUAUCCGGGCGGGGAGGAAAACAUGGACGAGACAGCCAAGAAGAAGAGGAGGAUCAACGAACGAGCUCAGAAAAACGCGCUCAAGGUGGGCCUGGACCGAGAUUUUAGAGUUAUGGAGGACUCCAGCCCCGCGCCGACCAAGUCGACGACGAAACCCCGAGCUGCGCCAGCGGCUGGGAACUUUGUGACUCCCGCCAAGGGCCGCCAUGUCCGGUCUGGCAAGGAAAACGACACCCCCUCCGUCUUGUCUAGCGCCAGCCGCAGUGCCAAGGCGCAGGCGCUCUCCAAACUGCAGGACCUAGCUCCGGACAUUGCGCUGUACGAAAAGGAGAAAAAACGGUCUACGAAAGACGGCCAUGGCAUAUGGGGUGGCAAACGUGCGGCAGACCAGCUCGACAAGCAGCGUGCGGACAGAAGUUCAAGCCCGGCAAGCAAGGCAGCGGAGGACGAUAUCGACGACGAGCCGGAACACAAGCGGCCGGCCAAGAGGGCGAAGGUAUCCUUGCCAGAGGUCGACAUGCGCAUCUGCCUGACGGGGUACAAGAGAUGGGUCGGGGACAAGGCGACGGAGGAGGCCGACCGGAGAAAACUUCGCUUGCUCGGCAUACAGAUCGUGCAGGAGAACGCGCCGUUCGACUACCUCGCGGCGCCCGGCAUGAUCCGGACCAUGAAGUUCCUCAGGUGUCUCGCCAAAGGCCCGGAUGUGAUCGACUCGUCCUUCAUCACGGCUUGCAUCGAAACGGGCAAGAGACCCAACAUCAAGGACCACCUGCUCGUCGACAAAGCCAACGAGGCGAAGUUUGGCGUCAGCAUCGAGAAGGCGGUCAGCCGGGCGCGGGCCAACCGCGGCCGGCUGCUCUGGGGAGUGCCCGUGUACUGCACCGCCGAGAUCCCCAACGGGGUCGACGCCUUCAAGAACAUCGCCGAGGCGAACGGGGCCAUCUUCAAGGUCUACCGCGCCAGGAGCGGCACCACCAUCAAGCCGACGACCGAGGAGGAGGACGGCGGCGCCGACCCGGACCCAGUGUACCUGCUCACGGGGUCCUCGCCGGCCGAGAGGCAGCUGUGGCCGCGGUUCGAGGAAAUGGCGCGCAAGGGGCACAUGGAGCCGCGGAUUGUUGUGUCGGACUGGUUGCUGGACGUGGCCAUGCGGCAGGAGCUGAUGUUUGACCCCAAGUAUCUGAUGAGCAAUCGGCUAGCCGAGCAGCCGAAUAACCAUGUUGAGAAGUAGCCUGUUGGAGAGGUGGCUGUGCAGGUAGCCUGGCGUUGGGGGAGGGAUGGGAUUGCAUUAGCGUUGGAGAUUCUUCGCCGUUUUCGAGUCCUGUUUCGGCUACGCUUCAAGACUAGGAAGCUCGUUCACUCCAGCCACCGCUUCUCCUGCCUGUCCCGC